Messenger RNA from Ornithorhynchus anatinus (platypus), 2599 nucleotides. It is a transcript of the gene GPR82, whose product is annotated as G protein-coupled receptor 82. Gene Ontology annotation, biological process: G protein-coupled receptor signaling pathway. The record is from RefSeq and is a predicted model, not a curated record. The coding region runs from base 268 to 1350 and encodes 360 amino acids. Gene Ontology annotation, molecular function: G protein-coupled receptor activity. The transcript has 2 exons. NCBI's taxonomy places the organism in Eukaryota, Metazoa, Chordata, Mammalia, Monotremata, Ornithorhynchidae. Gene Ontology annotation, cellular component: membrane.
AAUAAACAGUGGCAUUCCCUGUCCACAACGAGCUUACAGUCAAUAAAGACAAGGACCAAACCUUUAGAAGGCUGAUGGGCAAGAAAUAAUCUAAGGAACUUCACGUUUUCUCCAACAUGAGGGUAUGAAUCUCUACCAUUUCCAAAUAUCUACCGUUUUCUUUUACGUAGGUUGAGGCAAAAGAAUUGCUGCCAUAAUCAGCAUUGCGUUGGUUUUAAGUCAAUCGGACUAACCUUGACCGCAGCUCCUGAGAUACUCCCGGAAGACAUGGCACAAAUGGUUUACAAUUCCACAUGUAGCAUUCGACCGUCGGCAGCCUCAUCGGUCGCUCUGCCCAUCAUCUACUCGAUUCUGUGUAUUAUAGGAAUCCUGGGAAACACACUCUCCCAGUGGGUAUUUUUUUGGAAAAUAGGCAAGAGGACGUCAACCCACAUUUACCUUACACACCUUGUGACGGCCAACUUGCUGGUGUGCAGUGCUAUGCCUUUUAUGUGUUCCUACUUCAGGGAAGGGUCUAAGUGGACCUACCAGUCUCUGCCAUGUAAGGUCGUAAUUUGCUUUGGCACUCUGUCAAUGCACGUGAGCAUGUUCGUCAGCCUCACAAUUUUAACGUGGAUUGCCAUCAGCCGCUACGCUACGUUGAUGAAACAUGAUCCUACGCAGGAGAAGGCCUCCCUCUAUGAAAAGAUUUUCUUUGGCCGGAUCUUGAAAAAAUUUCGCCAACCCGACUUUGCGAAAAAACUCUGCAUUUAUAUAUGGGUGAUUGUCCUGGGUGUAAUUGCUCCGAUUAUUAUUUAUUACUCAAUUGUAGAAGCUAACGUUUUAAACAAGACCCCCGAGGUAGAGAAGUGCUACAAUCAGAAGACAGAAUUUGGGGAACAGAUUUCUCAAAUUGCAAGUCAUGUUGGUACUGCAUUUGUGGGGUUUUCCCUUCUAGUAGUUGUGUUGUCAUACUCCUCUUUCGUCAGUUAUCUAAGAAAGAUAAGGACACGCACAGCUAUCAUGGAGAGGUGUCGGAUUUACAGUUCGGUGAAAAGGCAUAUUUUGGUUAUCCAGAUUCUACUGAUAGUUUGCUUUCUCCCUCAUGGUAUAUUUAAGCCAAUUUUUUAUGCCUUACAUAAAAAGGACUGCCAGGAGUUGACCUAUUUAGUGGAAAUAAAAAAUUUCUUCACUUGCCUGGCUGCUGCUAGAAGUAGUACAGAUCCUUUCAUAUUCCUUUUACUAGACAGAACAUUUAAGAAGUCUCUGAGCGCACUCUUUAAAAAAUCUCCUGAAUCCUAUAGCCCCAAAGCCUCUCCCAAACACACUGCCGAUCUAUUUACUGAAAAUUCCACAGAAAUGGAAAAAUGAACGUACAAACCUCCAUGUACAAUUAAAGGGCUAAGAUUUUACAGUACACACCUAGCAGAAAGUUGAGAAAUGUGAAAGAUAAGCUUAGAAAAACAACAACACACAACCAUAAACUCAUAAUUCACAUUUUGCAUCUUACAGAACCGUAGGCUAGUUUCAUGGUGAUGCUCAGAGGCACUUCUACAUAGUGUUUUAUGGUAUGAUCUCCCCCCAAAUGCAAAAAAAUUAUAAAGGAAAUAAAGUUCAUUCAUGUUAAAUUUAUUGCAAAGACUUCUACUAAAAGCAACUUAGGCUCAGGUGUGUAACUCCAACACUGAAAUCUUGCAAAAUGAAGAUGCUUUCACUAUGUUUCCUUAUCACAGUUUGGAAUAGAACUCUCAGCUAAUGUUCCAUGUGAAAAUGGAAAAACAAAGUGCAAUCCGGCUCAUGAUCUUUAUAGAUGUUAAUAGGAAAAUAUGAAGACAUUGUCAAUUGUGCUUAUUUCCAUUAAAGGCAAUGUAUGGAGUGACAAAUCCAUAUAUUUUCACAACUACAAUGUUCUCCCUGGCCUAAAUCAAACUGAUUUAAAUUGCCAAGGUAUGUAGUACUAAAUAUAAUAAGAACCCAAAAUUUGCUUACUCACAAAACAGAUAUAUUCAAACAUAGGCCUUCAUCUACAGCAUUCCUUAGUUGGACAUAACUUUUUUCUUUUAACAUCCAUGGUUUAAUACAAAUAAUGAGAUUUGGGGCAAAUUUAGCAGUGGCUUUAUUUAAGGUCAACAACUUGCCCCUUCUCACUUAUGAAAUCUGGAAACGUGCCUUCAAUGGCCAUUUUAAUUAGGUAUGAGUAAUAACACGCUAAAUGAUAUGAGUAAAUUUUAGAUGAUCCGAUUGGCAUUUAGACAUAGAGUGAAAAACUGCAUCUGACAACUUUUAGAAAAAUAGGUUGUGGGGACUUAAGUAGUUAGUCCUUUCUUCAGUGACUAAAAUGGACUUGUAAGUUUACAAAGCACUUUUUAUCAUUUGAACUGUAUAUUUGUAUGUUUGCUGGAAUUAGCAAGGCAGAGUAGGUUUAAUAUACAGAAUCCAAGGGCCUGAAUGAUAACUGUCCCUAAUAUCUGAUUUGAUGCCCAUGUUUCCUUUUUCCAGUAGAUCAUUUUUCAGCUCACUGCUCAGGAAUGAGAAGAGGAUGCUUUGGAGAAAAUGCCAGGAAAUGGAAAUGUUUGCAGUGGUUAUUCAAUUGUAUAUUAAAGGUUUUCUUUUUUCUAAA